This is a messenger RNA of Clarias gariepinus (North African catfish), 3763 nucleotides long. RefSeq names its product calcium-activated chloride channel regulator 1-like. The record is from RefSeq and is a predicted model, not a curated record. The transcript is spliced from 15 exons. NCBI's taxonomy places the organism in Eukaryota, Metazoa, Chordata, Actinopteri, Siluriformes, Clariidae. The coding region runs from base 1 to 2988 and encodes 995 amino acids.
AUGGCAAAUACUCUUCCUGUGGUGUUGCUGUUUCUUAGUGUAUUGGGACCUGUUACAUCCAUCAGAUUGGAUAAAAAUGGGUACACUGAUAUUCUUAUAGUCAUCAGCCCUGCUGUGCCAGAGAAUGAAAAACUUCUCAAUCAAAUCAAGGAAAUGAUUAUCAGUGGAUCAAAAUACCUGUUUGAAGCUUUAGACCACAAGCUGUUCAUCAAAGAGGUGAAAAUACUAGUACCACCAACCUGGACGACAGAAAAUUAUGAGAAAGCUGGAACAGAAUCCUUCAACAAAGGCAGAAUAAGAAUUGACAGCCCAAACCCUCAUUUUGGUGAUGAACCAUAUACUCAUCAGACUCAGGGUUGUGGAAAGGAGGCUGAAUACAUUCAUUUUACCCCAAACUUCUUGUUAAACGACAGUUUUAUUAAACCAUAUGGACCUAGAGGGAAGGUGUUUUUGCAUGAAUGGGCUCACCUCAGGUGGGGUGUAUUUGAUGAAUAUAAUACAAAAGAGCCCUUUUACAUGUCUGCUGGUCAGAUUCAACCAACAAGGUGUGCUGAUAAAAUUUCUGGAAAGUUGAUUGAAAUUAUAAAUCAGGUUCCUCAACCUUGCCAGACUGAUGAAGAUGGAAAACCUACAUCUAGCUGUGUAUUCAUUCCAGAUGAAGUGCAAUAUACAUAUGCCUCAAUAAUGUACAUGCAAAGCAUAAAGUCUGUAAAAGCAUUUUGUAAAGAAGAGGAUCACAACUAUGAAGCCCCCAAUGAGCAGAAUAAAAAGUGUGCAAAAGCAACAAGUACAGUCAUUUUUCAGGACUCAGUAGACAAAAAUGCCCUUCUCAUUCUAAAGCCUCUGCAAUCUGCACCACCAGCUCCAAAAUUCCAGGUCAUACAGCGGGAACAUCGGGUUGUCUGCCUUAUCCUUGAUGUCUCAGGAAGCAUGGGAGGUUCAAGAAUAAAACUACAACACCAAGUUGCUAAACUUUUCUUAAACCAGAUCAUUGAUGAACAACAGUCUGUGGCUCUUGUGACUUUUAGUAGUGACGCUCAAAUACUAAGUCCUUUGACUUUAAUAGAUGGACAGGCUUCAAGAGACAGUCUAGUUAAUAAGUUGCCAACAACUGCAUCUGGAGGUACAUCUAUCUGUAAAGGACUCAAAAAAGGGUUUGAGGCUCUUCAAAUUCCUCAUGGUAAAACAAAAGGAAAAGAAAUUAUUUUUCUGACAGACGGGGAAGCAAGUGAUAAUGUUCAGGAUUGUUUCCAGGAAGCUGUUCAAAGUGGUGCAAUCAUUCACACUAUAGCAUUUGGCCCAAGAGCAGACAAGGUACUGAAAACCAUGGCAGAUCAAACAGAGGGAGUCUUUAGAGUAGCCAGUGAAACCAUAAGUUCCAACGAGCUUAUGGAUGCCUUUUUUUCAAUGACACUGUUUGAUGGAAAUCCUAUUACACAGCCAGUUCAGCAUGAAAGCACUGGAAGGAAUGUUGCAGAUUGGUUUAAUGGAACAGUUCCUAUUGACUGGACUGCAGGAAAACACACCACCUUUACAGUAAUUUAUGAAAAAAGUGCACCUACUGUGUACAUACAGUCACCAAGUGGUAUGAUUUAUGACCAGAGAAACACCACCGACACUGCUAAAACAAUUACUUUAACUGUUCCAGGAACUGCAGAGCCUGGGGAUUGGAAAUACAGCUUCCUUAACAGAGAAAGAGCUGCACAGCAAAUGAGUUUAACAGCAAUGAGUCGAGCAGCUGGUGAAGAUCUUCCCCCAGUCACAGUUACAGCCAAAAUGAGCCAGCAGCUCAGUGACAGCACCAAACCUAUGAUUGUAUUGGCUGAGGUUAGUCAGAAUUAUGUUCCUGUGUUGGGGGUCAGUGUUUGGGCGACUCUGGAGUCAGAUACUGGACACUCAGAAAAACUGGAGCUGCUUGAUAAUGGAAAAGGAGCUGAUGCUUUCAAAGAUGAUGGUGUAUAUUCCAGUUAUUUCAUAAAAUUUAAACGUGGAAGAUACAGUCUAAAAGUCAGAGUGGAAAGUCAACAUGAAGGUGUCCACUUUCAUCUGCCCAGACACAGUGGUGCUCUGUAUGUCCCUGGAUAUAUUGUUGAUGGUGAAGUGGUUUUAAACCCUCCUAAGCCCGCAGUAAAUGUGAAGACAGAGGACAAUAGCAAGUUCACCAGAGUAGUAACUGGGGCGAGUUUUGUGGUGGAAAAGGAUGCACCUUUAAACUUCCCUCCAAACAAGAUCGUAGAUGUGAUUGCUGUAAUCCGGGAGAACACUGUGUUUCUUAACUGGACAGCUCCUGGUGAGGAUUGUGAUCAGGGAACAGCCCAGUCCUACGAAAUCAGAUGGAGUAAAGAUUUUAAGAUGCUUCAACACAACUUUAGCAGCACUAAUUUACUCAACACAUCAGCACUUCAGCCUCAGGAGUCAGGAUCAGCUGAGCAACACUCUUUCCAGCUUAACAGUACCAUUAAAAAUGGCACCAUGCUCUUCUUUGCUGUUUGGACAUUUGACAAACAGUCAGCAAAGUCUGAGGUAUCAAACAUUGCUCAUGCAACAAAGUAUUCUGAUCAUAGAACAGCCCAGUCAAGGAGUGCCGAUUUCCAGAAGCCUCUGAACAACUUCAGCAGCCCUAACUUACUCAAUGCUUCAGCAAUUCCUCAAGAAGAGAGCUCAGCUGAACAACACUUUUCCCACUUUAACAGUACAAUUAAAAAUGUUCAGGAAAAGACAACACAGUCUACGGUAUCAAAUCUUGCAGAAGCAACCAAGUAUGUCCUAAGUCACAGAUCCUCAUCCAUUUUAAAUCAAGGUCAGAAUCUACCAGCCAUCAUUGUAUCAAUCUGUGGUGUAGCCCUAGUGUUAUGUGUUAUAGCUGUGGUCAUCAGAAGGGCACUGAAAAAAAAAAAAGCUUUAUUCCCUAUCAGAGGAUUUAAUUUGUUCAGUUCUGACACAAAUGAAGACCCAAUAUUAAUUUCUACUGUUGAAAUCAUGUUAUAAACACCAAGUUGAAGUGGCGUUUAAGUUAAAAGUAUUAUACUUUGACUCUCUCAUUGUCAUAUAUCAUUUGAGGGACUUUUUUAUGUACCACAGAAAAUCUCAACGAUAUCAAAAUAAUUUUUAAUUUGUGUCGCAUAUAAUACACCAAGUUAACACAAAAAACCAUUAGUAUAUACUGUGUACAUUAAUACAAGUACUGAUUUAUACAUAUAAACAACUACUGUAUUUAAAUGCCUUCUGAUCAUCUAAUGUUAAUUCUAACACAACACCCACUACUUUACUGUAAACAUACAAAAACAAUUACACAGCGCAGAUUUGACCUUAUGUUCUAUUUAACACAAUUUAUUACUUGCUGUGCUUACAUAAUAUUCACCAAGCUUAAAUCAGGGCUACACAAUAAGAACCUAAUUAUUAUCACAACACAUAGUUGUAAUGCAAUACUUCUUAAAAUUUCAAAAAAUCUAAAUAAAUCAACUGAGAUCUAAUUUCAGUUUAACUAGUUAGUCAAAAACAUUAUUUACCAAUAUUUUCUCCAUGUUUUGAACCCUGUUAUGCUUUUACUAACAAAGACGCUAGGGAAGUGACAGAUAGGAAAUAAUAUCCAGUAAAUGUCCUGGGUCAGUGGUCACAACUUCUUGGUCUAUUGUUUAAGUAUUGUUUUUCUGUUUCAAAGUAAAGUAAAUUGUCAGUAUAUUUUAUACUAAUGAAAAAAAAAAACACUGAUCUUUACAACACUGUUUUCAAAAAUAGUAUUUGUGCAAAGUGUAAAUGAAUA